Messenger RNA from Linepithema humile (Argentine ant), 3550 nucleotides. The record is from RefSeq and is a predicted model, not a curated record. NCBI's taxonomy places the organism in Eukaryota, Metazoa, Arthropoda, Insecta, Hymenoptera, Formicidae.
UGCUGCAAUUGUUGACAAUGCUGGCGAGUGAGAGGGAGUGAACGAAAGAGGUGGCGAGAGUGUGCCGCGCGGGGCGCGAUUCCGCAUUUCGGCCCCCGAUCGCCGCACGAGAGGGUGUCCGGUUCUUCGUGUGACAGGCAACCGCGACCGCGGUGCGAACUUACGGGAGUGCGGGCGCGUGCGCGCACACGAUCACUGACAAGUAUCUACCCUCAGCCUCCGUUUCGUCACCGUGACAAUUGCGAACAAAUUGAAUUUCGACCAAGCUAUCGCAAUGAUGCGUACAGGGACCGCUAGAUUUGCAACACGAUCGUCGCAGACGGUGUGAACAGCGCCGCCAGAGUAUCGAUUCCGAUCGUCGCUAAUCCACGGCGGAGAGAGCGAGUCGUUGCACCCUGCUUCGGGCGAUUGUCCAACACGUCAAAAAUCACCUCCGACAUGGGGGUGAGUGCCGUCGAAUACGCGGCUUCGCCCUUGACCGGAAUUUUCUGCGGGGCGCGGUGAUCGCGUUUAUCGUCGUCGUCGUCGUCGUCGUCAAAAAUAUUUAUCUUCUCUUCAAAAAAGGCGAGUGUGUGCUGUUUUAAGCGACGGACCAUGUCACUACCACGCGGCGUCGGCCUCGGCGUUGACGUGGGUCAACUGAUGCAGCAUCAGCAGCAGCAACAGCAACAUCACGUGCUGCCGGCCGCGUUUUUUCUCCGCGCCAGUGCCGAGAGAUAUCAGCGUACCCCCAAGUGCGCACGAUGCCGCAAUCACGGAGUCGUGUCCGCGCUCAAGGGGCACAAGCGUUACUGCCGAUGGCGAGAUUGCGUGUGUGCUAAGUGUACCCUUAUCGCUGAGAGGCAACGUGUCAUGGCUGCUCAGGUUGCGUUGAGACGGCAGCAGGCCCAGGAGGAGAGCGAGGCGCGCGAAUUGGGCCUGCAAUUGCAAUACAAUGCCGGCAGCUGCACCACCGCCCCCGUUUUGCCGGCGGCCGCCGGUGCGACGCCAGCUGGUAGCCCGCCCCCGCACCCGGCGCACGUAGCGAGUCCCGCGGGCCUCGCGAUACCCGCGGCGGCUGCAGCGGCUGCCGCCGCCGCCGCCGCACAUAUCCAGACGCAGCUCCAGCAACAGCAGCCUGCGGAAUGUGGUCUUCUGCCAAGGAAGAGGUCCACCCAGGACGAGUACCGGCAGCCCAAAGUUGAGCAGAGCGACGCCGUCGUCGCUCUCGACUCGGAGCAUUCUAUCAAAAGACCGAAGCGAUCUAGGAUUUCUGAAAGUACGACGGCAACGAUCCUAUCAACCAGUGAUGCCGGUAACGAAGACGAUCGUGAUUCCGAUUCCGGUGGCGAGUUACGAACUGAUCGUUCACUGGUGGUGUCGACAUCGUCGGGAAUACCAGAAUCCGAAGUGACAACGAGAAAGCGCACCAACAGCCUGAACGAUUCUGAGGAAGGCAGUCCUGAGCCGGGCUCACAGAGCCCGACGCACACGCCGCCGCUAACACCGGCCUUGACACCGCAAAGGGAGGAUACUCCGGCGCCGGAAAACCUCAGUCUACGCAAGAGCGGCAGUCCACCGCAGACGCAGCAGCAGACUCUGCAACCAGUGGAUCUGGUGCAGCCUAGACCUAGCCCCCCGUUACCCUCAUUAGCUGCCGCAGCGACAGCAGUGCACUUUCCUCCUUACGCGCCUCUUUACGGGCCAACGGCGAGCUCGCUAGCGUAUUGCUCGCCGGCAUUGUAUCAGCAUCAGCAUCAUCAUCACAUACCCGAGCCGCGAGAGAUUCAAAUGCAGAUGCAGAUGCAGAAUAUCCAGCAGACAUGCGGACUGCAGCUACAGCAGCAGCAGCAGCAGCAGCAACAGCAGCAGCAACAACGCUCGCCGGUGGACGUUCUGCUGCGCGUAUUUCCUGGAAGACGUCGCGCUGACGUCGAAGCGUUACUUCAUCGUUGCAAAGGCGACGUGGUGUCCGCUAUGGAGGUGCUGGUCUGCGAGGACAGUUUGCAGCCCAAGUCGGCGUUCUCGCCGUUGGCGGGCGCCCUAGCGUCCGCCGCCGCGGCAUCCGCCGCGUCCGUCUCGGCGGCGGCGUACGCGAGCCGUGCCGCGUACUGCACCACCCCGAUACCGUCAACGCGGCAUCGGUUCCUGGCCGCGCCUUACGCCGGCACCGGUUACCUGCCCACUGUCAUCAAGCCACCCAACCAGAGCCUGCACGCCAACGGAACCGGCGACGCCUAUCGGGAAACCAGUCCCGAUGACGCCAGCGACAAGACCAGUUACUCCGAGUGACCCGACGAGGGUCACGUCUGGUCGUAUCCUCAGUAGAUUUCCUUCAUGGUCGGCAACGCGAUCGCUUUCGUUACUGAAUUUCGUGUCGGAUAAUGGAAACAAGCCAGGAGCUAUUGCUCUCGAUGCCUCGAUACGUGUGAUCAGCCAUUCCUGAUCGUAAGCAAAAACUAUUUUAAAUCUCGAGGUUUUAAAGUGAUUAUCCAAUCGAAAAAAAAUUAUACAUUGACAUUGUUUCGACAAUGUCGGCGAUUGCUCGCGCGAAGACUAGUUCUACUCCGAGGAAUCGAUUAUAUACCAGCUAGUCGCAUUUCCCAGCGUGUGACCCUCUGUCUUUUGAGAAUAAUAUCUGUUAGACGAAAAGUUUACACAGAAUUGGGAACGAAAAUAUACUAACUAUAUAUCUCUAUGAGAAAGAUCCUUCCCUUUAUCUCUUUGGAAUGGACAAUAUAGAUUUUUCAAUCUUGAGAGCAGACAUCGCGAAUGGAGGAUUUGGCAAUACUCACAGAAAUGUAACUUUAUUGAUUUCGGUGACUGCUGCAAUGUGUCAUGAAAAAAUCACUACGACGAUAAAAUGCUGUCUUAAGAAUUGGAUCUUCUCAUCGUCGACGUCUGCAGGCAAUACAUAAGCCAAAAAUGUCACACAAUGAAGCUGUUCCAGUAGACAAUAAAAAAAGUAAAUAUUAUUACUUCUAAAGGCGCUGAAAUAUCGAAGAAGCAGCAAGGUGUCUGACAAUCCGUUUUAUUAUCUAUAUAUACUUACACGUUUCGCGCGCGGAAGACGCUCGGAUGUAUUAAUCAGAUGUCGGCAUUACGUUCGUGCCGACGCUAAAUCGUCGAAUUGCAGGAUGAGUUUUGCCGCAUGACGUAACGCGCCGAUACGAAAAAAGAAACGUCGGAAGAUAAUGAAAUUCACGGCCGAGAUUUGUUUUUUCAGAGUAUACUUUAUACAUGUGUAGAUAAAGACUAUAUAGGCAGAUAUGUGUGUAGGUACCAAGUUUCGACGAAUAUAUCAUAUCAAACGCGAAGAGAAAGGUGAGUCUGUAAAUACGACACGCUAUAUAGCUAAUUUUAUCUUGCAUUAAUCUCGCGAUUUGCCGAAAUAUGUUAAACGUGUUAAAAAAACGCGUGUGCACGCGUAAUAUACAUAAAUGUUUACCUGUAAGUAUAACGUCUGGCAAGAUAUCUAGAUUGGCCGCUAGCGACCGGAAACAUUGUUCCGCCGUAGUUACCAUGACAUGUUAUUCGAAAAAUAAUGUAUAGACCGAAGAUACAUCCAAUA